This is a messenger RNA of Colletotrichum scovillei, 2286 nucleotides long. RefSeq names its product 14-3-3 family protein. Bases 760 to 1572 code for a protein of 270 amino acids. The record is from RefSeq and is a predicted model, not a curated record. NCBI's taxonomy places the organism in Eukaryota, Fungi, Ascomycota, Sordariomycetes, Glomerellales, Glomerellaceae. Gene Ontology annotation, biological process: signal transduction. The transcript is spliced from 5 exons. Gene Ontology annotation, cellular component: cytoplasm.
CUACCUACCGCCCCAGCGUGUUUCCCCCCCAGUCAGUCCAGUCGCCUUGCCUUGUCUUGCCUGGGCCACCUCACGUAUUGUGCAACCCAGAGCCCCUUCCUCAAUUUCCAUCCAUCACCUUUUCGUCUCAUCCAUUUCUCAACUUCACAAAACUCUCGCACUACCUUUGCAAAACCGCCCACACCCGCCUCUAUUUACCCUUCGUCACGCUCCCUUCCCCUGCUCCGAUCCAAUUCGAGUCUCGACACGGGAAUCUUCCAUUGACAACUUAUCCAUCGUUCCACUCGAACAUCCCCGCCAACCUCAAAACAUCGCACCAAGGUACGUGGUCCCCUCCCCCCAUCCCCCCCGUGCCCCCUCUGUCGUCAUCGCAUCCCUCGCCGCAAUCUCCUUCCACCGAUUCCCAACAACCGCUUGUUACCGAUUUGCGUCGACCGCUUCACGAAGCUGCCAUCCGGCCCUCUUUCUGCAUCGAUUGAGAGCUUCACCGACACUGCGCGCCCUAUCUUGAUCGGUCAGGCGCAAAACCCCACCAGGAGCGGGGGGCCGAAGCCAAGUCAUGAAGUCAGCGAGGCGCAUACGCUGCAACUCGUCCUUCUCUCGUUGAAUUCACCCCGUCGCUCUUGCGAAUUCAAUUUGCGCCUCUAUUUGCCGACCAGUCCAAAUUCCACAUUCACAAUACACUUGGAACGCAGUUUUGGCUUCAUCUCCUGACACACGUGCUAACCAAUCCCAACGUUCCAGAUACCAACCGCCACAAUGGGUCAGGAUGAUGCUGUGUACUUGGCCAAGCUUGCUGAGCAGGCUGAGCGCUACGAGGAGAUGGUUGAGAACAUGAAGAUCGUCGCCUCCGAGGACCGUGACCUCACCGUCGAGGAGCGCAACCUCCUGUCCGUUGCCUACAAGAACGUCAUCGGUGCCCGCCGUGCCUCGUGGAGAAUUGUCACCUCCAUCGAGCAGAAGGAGGAGUCCAAGGGCAACUCUUCCCAGGUCGGCCUUAUCAAGGAGUACCGCCAGAAGAUCGAGGCCGAGCUUGCCAAGAUCUGCGACGACAUUCUCGAUGUCCUCGAUGCCCACCUCAUCCCUUCUGCCAAGUCUGGCGAGUCCAAGGUCUUCUACCACAAGAUGAAGGGUGACUACCACCGCUACCUUGCCGAGUUCGCCGUUGGCGAUCGCCGCAAGGACUCUGCCGACAAGUCCCUCGAGGCUUACAAGGCUGCCACCGAGGUUGCCCAGACCGAGCUCCCCCCUACUCACCCUAUCCGCCUCGGUCUCGCCCUGAACUUUUCCGUCUUCUACUACGAGAUCCUGAACGCCCCCGACCAGGCUUGCCACCUUGCCAAGCAGGCUUUCGAUGAUGCCAUUGCCGAGCUUGACACCCUUAGCGAGGAGUCUUACAAGGAUUCUACCCUCAUCAUGCAGCUUCUCCGUGACAACCUGACCCUCUGGACCUCUUCUGAGGCUGAGCCCGCGGCGUCAGGCACCGCCGAGGCCCCCGCCGCCGCCAAGGAGGAGGGUGCCUCCGCUGAGGCGCCGGCCGCUGCUGCCGCUGAGGAGCCCAAGGCUGAGUAAGGUGUGAUUGGUCUUGUAGCAUUCUGCAACCUGCGUUCAUCGCCGGAUUUGGGUGGACUGGUGUCUACGGAGUGUGGACUGGAGAUUUCGUUUUUGCGAAUCGGCAUCGUUUAGGCAAUACACAAGAAUUGUGAAGGGGUUGAUUUUUCCUAGCACGGGGCUGGCUGGGGGCUAAAGAAGAGCAUUUUGGAGGUUGAUUCCACGUUUGCUUUUUUAGACUCUAAUGCAAGGCCGUCUGGACAACAACAAAAAAAGACUAAAAUUGCUUUCAAAGAAGCACAUCCGGCAAACCAGUUUGAAAAAUCGUAUGACACAGUCGCGUGGGACUGCCAGUAGUUUUGACCUGGUGAUGGCGGAUGUUGUCUAGAGUGUUCUACACCAGUACACUUGGGUCGACAAAGGUGAACUGGGUCGACGUCAAUUCGCAUGUAGACGGACAAAUUUAAGAAGUCAUUCUAGCAUGGAAGACCAAGAGCCCGGUCAUACAGGCUGAAGAUUAGGUAUGAGACUAUCGAACGACUUGGGGUGCAAGUCAGACUUAUGGGCUUGGCUAGAAAUACGAUUGCCAAAGAAAGAAACGCUGGAGAUUGGGGGCGGUGUGUUUUUGAGAAAAGGAUCUUGAACGCUUAAUAUACGCGAUAGGAAGAUAACGGCCACGGAUUUGAGAAUGGCUGAGAAGAAGGUACUCAUCAUGUGGAAGCGAGACAUUUUGGC